GCUUCUCGGGUUGGUGGCGUACUGGUUACUUUCCGAGCCGCCUCGCACCGCCGGGCGGAGCUCGAUUCACACGCAAAUCGGUUUAUUUCUUGAGCUGAGCCGAAGCCGACACCGCCACCCAAAACAAAGCGAUUCAAGGUAGAUACGUACAGUACAUACAAACAUACAAUACCUGGUCAACGCCCGGCACGCAAGCUUGCCAUGGCCCCCCCGAGUCCCGAACCGCAGUCCUCGGCGGACCCUCCCAUCCGCCGCGAAGGCGAAGUCGUGGUCGUGACGGACCGCUUGGAGAAGCCGUCUCUGGACGACCGGUCCUACCGCGUCAUCCGCCUCCCGAACCAGCUCGAGGCGCUCAUCGUCCAUGACCCCAAGACGGACAAGGCAAGCGCUGCCAUGGAUGUCAACGUCGGAAGCUUCAGCGACGAGGACGAGAUGCCCGGAAUGGCCCACGCCGUCGAACAUCUCCUCUUCAUGGGCAACAAGAAGUACCCGGUGGAGAAUGCUUACCACCAGUACAUCUCGGCCCAUUCUGGCCUGACCAACGCCUACACGGCAGCAACGUCCACAAACUACCACUUCGAGGUCUCUGCCAAGCCGGGCAACCAAGAGGAGCCCUCGGCCACGAACCCCUCGCCGCUGCUCGGCGCCCUGGACCGCUUCGCCCAGUUCUUCAUCGAGCCGCUCUUCCUCGAGAACACGCUGGACCGCGAGCUCCGCGCCGUCGACUCGGAGAACAAGAAGAACCUGCAGAACGACCAGUGGCGCCUGCAUCAGCUCAAGAAGUCGCUGUCCAACCCCAAGCACCCCUUCUGUCACUUCUCCACCGGCAACCUGGAGACCCUCAAGACGGCCCCCGAGGGCCGGGGCAUCAACGUGCGCGACAAGUUCAUCGAGUUCUACGAGAAGCACUACUCGGCGAACCGCAUGAAGCUCUGCGUCCUCGGACGGGAGCCCCUGGACGUCCUGCAGACCUGGGUCGUCGAGCACUUCUCCCCCGUCAAGAACAAGGACCUUCCGCCCAACAGGUGGGACCAAGAGGUGCCCUUCACCAGGGAGCUGCUCGGAACCCAGAUCUUCGCCAGGCCCGUCAUGGAUACCCGCGACCUCACCCUCACCUUCCCCUUCAUCGAGCAGGAUCACCUCUACGACUCUCAACCGAGCCGGUAUAUUAGUCAUCUCAUCGGCCACGAGGGUCCCGGAAGUAUCAUGUCGUACAUCAAGUCCAAGGGUUGGGCAAACGGCCUGUAUGCCGGGUCCUGGCCGGUCGGCCCCGGCACUCCAGAGGUCUUUGAGUGUCAAAUUACCUUGACAGAGGAGGGACUCAAGAACUACAAGGAGGUCGUCAAGGUCGUCUUCGAGUACAUUGCUCUCCUGCGCGAGACGGAGCCGCAGGAGUGGAUCUUUGAAGAACAGAAGGGACUGGCCGAGGUCAACUUCAGGUUUAGGGAGAAGACGCAGUCGUACCGUUUCACGAGCAAGCUCAGCUCAACCAUGCAGAAGCCGCUCCCGCGGGAAUACCUGCUGAGCGGGUACAGUCUUUUGCGCAAGUUCGACCCGAAACUAAUCAAGGAGGGCCUCGAUUGCCUGCGACCCGACAAUUUCCGGAUGACCAUCGUAUCGCGCGACUUCCCCGGGAAAUGGGACAAGAAGGAGAAGUGGUACGGAACCGAGUACAGCUGCCAACCUAUCCCCGACGACCUCAUGGAGGAGAUCAAGAAGGCGGCCGCCAGCGGGCCCCAGACCCGGACGGCCAAGCUGCACCUCCCGCACAGGAACGAGUUCGUGCCGACCAAGCUGGAAGUCGAGAAGAAGGACGUCAAGGAGCCGGCGCUGGCACCCCGCAUCGUCAGGAACGACCCCCUCGUCCGGACCUGGUUCAAGAAGGACGACACCUUCUGGGUUCCCAAGGCGACCCUGAUCAUCAGCUGCAGGAGCCCGGUAGCCACCGCCUCGGCGGCGGGGCGGGUGAAGUCCCGCCUCUUUACCGAUCUCGUCAAGGACGCGCUCGAAGAAUUCUCGUACGAUGCCGAGCUGGCCGGCCUGGAGUACACCGUAACCCUCGACUCGCGCGGCCUGUACAUCGAGGUUUCGGGCUACAACGACAAGCUAGCCGUCCUGUUGCAGCACGUGCUCGUCACCACUCGCGAUCUCGAGAUCCGCGACGACCGGUUCGCUAUCAUCAAGGAGCGCAUCAGCAGAGGGUACCGGAACUGGGAGCUCUCCGCGCCCUGGACUCAGAUCGGCGACUACAUGUCCUGGCUGACGGUCGACCAAGGCUACGUGGUCGAGGAGCUCGAGGCCGAGCUGCCUUACAUCACCGCCGACGCCCUCCGCGUCUUCCACAAGGAGCUGCUCUCCCAGAUGCACAUGGAGAUCCUCGUCCACGGAAACGUCUACAGGGAGGACGCCCUCCGGCUGACGGAUAUGGUCGAGUCGACGCUGAAGCCUCGAGCCCUCCCAGAGGCCCAGUGGAAGAUCCGGCGAGGGCUGAUACUCCCGCCCGGGUCUAACUACAUCUGGAAGAAGAAGCUCAAAGACCCGGCCAAUGUCAACCAUUGCAUCCAGUAUUUCCUUCACGUGGGCUCGAGGGAUGACUACAAUGUCCGGGCGAGGGUGUUGCUCCUGGAUCAGAUUGUGCACGAGCCGUGCUUCAACCAACUCCGCACCAAGGAGCAGCUCGGCUACAUCGUCUAUUCGGGCACCUGGACCAGCGUCACGCAGUACGGCUUCUACUUUGUCAUCCAGAGCGAGAAGACGGCACCGUAUCUGGAGACCAGGAUCGAAGAGUUCCUCAAGACCGUGGCCACGAUGCUGGAGGAGAUGAGCGAGGAGGAGUUCGAAAGCAACAAGCGCAGCAUUAUUGACAAGCGUCUAGAGAGACUCAAGUACCUGGAGCAAGAAAGCAACAGACAUUGGACCCACAUCCACUCCGAGUUCUAUGCUUUCGACAAUGCUCCCCAGGACGCGGAUCACAUCAGACCGCUCACCAAGGCGGACAUGAUUGAGUUUUUCAACGAAUAUAUUCACCCCAACUCACCAUCAAGGGCGAAGCUGGCCGUUUACCUCGAGGCCCAGGCCAAGAGCGACGUAUCAACCAAGGAGAUUUCUGAACUGAUCAAGACGCUGGAAAUUGAUGAAGCAGCUUCUGCCAAAGCGGCCUCCGACCUGCAGGCUCGGCUGAGCGCGGCCGACCACGACGUAGAGAAGGAGGUCGCCGGUCUCCGGGACUAUCUCCUCCACGAUUUGAAGGUACCUGAAGGCAAGAUAGACGCGGCAUCCGAGGCGUGGAGGGAAAUCCAUGCCAAGCACGGCCCCGGAAACGAUGUGGUCAAGGACGCCGAGCCUCCUUCAGCAAACGGAACGACGCCGGUCUUCAUUGACGAUGUCAGGUCUUUCAGGGCCAGUCUCCCCGCUAGCAAUGGGGCGAAACCUCUGAAAGACCUUAGCGUGUAUGAGGAUUUGGAAGCAAAACUCUGAUGUUCCAUCCUACCUUCUUUCUCUCUUGUAUUUCUCCGCUUUUAUUUUUUUUCUUCUUCCUUCCGUGCCAGCGCCUUGAAUUGGCGGUGGUUGGAGAAUCGCGCGGCAGAGGAGGUACGGCUACUGUGUAGCACAUCAACGCAAGCGUCAGCUCAUAGAGGAGGGGACGGGGAUAGAAGACUCGGAACUGGUGCAGAGCCGGGCCGGUAGGCAGGCCCGCAGGCCCCUUGAGGCAACCGGAAGACUAUGCAAUUAAUCAUAUGGGACAACGCUGAGUUCUAUGGCAAGGUCAAACCGGCCGUGUGGGAAGGAUGGGCAUGUUAGACGCGCUUUGUUCGAUGCUGUCGGUUCUUGUCUCCUUGCCGGCAAGACCUAAGCCAAGUUAAUUAAUGCAACCUCCUCACACCUGCUGUAAUCAUUCAAAAUCCUCCUGGGGUUGAGACAACGACCGGCUGCUUCUGAAUUGUGAAUACAGGCCUGCCAUUGUCCCCUGACCUCUCUCUCUUUCAUUCAUUUCAUCUCAUAUC
Messenger RNA from Thermothelomyces thermophilus ATCC 42464, 4004 nucleotides. RefSeq lists its product as uncharacterized. Lineage: Eukaryota; Fungi; Ascomycota; Sordariomycetes; Sordariales; Chaetomiaceae. Bases 202 to 3477 code for a protein of 1091 amino acids. The record is from RefSeq and is a predicted model, not a curated record. Gene Ontology annotation, molecular function: metal ion binding; metalloendopeptidase activity. The transcript is spliced from 4 exons. Gene Ontology annotation, cellular component: mitochondrion; cytosol. Gene Ontology annotation, biological process: peptide catabolic process.